Messenger RNA from Chelmon rostratus (copperband butterflyfish), 2872 nucleotides. RefSeq lists its product as uncharacterized. Lineage: Eukaryota; Metazoa; Chordata; Actinopteri; Chaetodontiformes; Chaetodontidae. The transcript is spliced from 3 exons. The record is from RefSeq and is a predicted model, not a curated record. The coding region runs from base 175 to 978 and encodes 267 amino acids.
UGAUAAAUCCUGCUUUCUUCCUGGUAGUUCCUCUUUAUAACUUGGUAAUCAUUAAUGUUACAGUACACAACAGCAACGGAGGGAAUCAAGAGGAUUCAAGCGCUGGAGAAGAGCUGAGGAGAAGCACCAAUCCUCCCGAGGUUCGUUCUACGUUACAGUGAAAUACAAAAGAAGAUGAAGAUCGUAGCAUUGCAUAUACCUCUCUGGCUUUUAACUGCACUCACUCUUACGACGCAAGAGUUGGUGAAACUAAGUGUGAGUCCCCACAUUGCUGCUGAGUGUGGCAAAGCGGUUGCCCUAAACUGCAACGUGUCCUCGUCUCGCAAUGAACUAUCAAUCAAACGUAUGCAGUGGUUGCUAAACAAAAAGUCUUUAUGCUCUGUGGACAGUGACAGAAAUAUGAGGACAGACAACGGACACGCUACUAGUGGCUUCCACUGCGAGUAUAGCCAUGGACAGUUGUCCCUCAUCUUCGAAAACAUGCAGCCAGUGGACAGCGGGGGCUCAAAUUCCUACAUGUGCAAACUACAAUCCAACCAGGGAGUGGAGCAUGCGUCUACAACAGUGGAGUUAGAAGAGUGUUGCGGGAUCGUUGAGGGAGUUCUAACCAGCGACAGUCACAUCUGCACCUUCAAACACGUCCACCCAGACGGAGACGUGCACUGGUUUCACGGCCCCCGCAACCUCUCCGACGGGACUCCACACAACACUACAAAACAAUGGGACAAAGGUGGCUGGCUGACUAUCCGCAGUCACCUGCAGAGGAAAGGUUCAGAUGGGCCCUACAGCUGUUUCUUAACAAGCACCAAAUCUGGUCGAGCCAUUGCGACAACUCUUGUUCAGAAUUCUGACGUCUUGCGCAAGAGUAGAGCCAGAGCACAGGGACCUACGACCGUGGUCUGGAAUGGAGCUGGAUCGCAGGGACCAAUUAGGACAUGUUUGUAUUUUCUAAUCUCAGUUGCUUUCACGCUGACAUAAUUGACAUGCCAAAGUAAGUCCACGCCAUUAAGUGAUAAGAUAUCAGGCUGAAGCGAUGAUUAACACGGGAGCAAUGAGGUACGGAGAUUUCUAGACUAAAUUCCAAAUCCAGGUCAAUAGCUGUUCAAAUAAAGUGGGUCAUCUUGCAUGUUCCAAGGGGAGUUACAGACUAUCAAGAGACUGAUACUGUAUUAAAUAAUUUGUUGUUUUGCUUCGGUAGAGAGUCACAGAUGAGGGAGUUGGGCUUAUUGGUACAAAUACACACAAAUUGACACAUGUGGCACACACACACACACACACACACACACACACAUACAGAAGCAUACUCUCACAUAACAAAUGUUCAAAGAGCCCUUUCUGGCUGCUCGUUCUAUUCAGCGAUAAAUCUUCUAGCCACAGUACGUGUUUAUUUCUGACAGAGUGAGAUGAAACUGUGUGUUGACAUGCGUGUCCACUAUGCGUGCACGUGGUGGCUGUUUCUGCGUGGCUGCUGUGUGAAUGCACGCUUUCUGCAAGGGCACGCCGGCAAGAAAAUCGGUCCAUCUCGAGCAGAAUGAAAAGACCUCAAAAGACAAGUAAAUUCCCCUUCAAGAACACAGAAGCCCUUGUGUGCGAAACAGCAAACAGCUUCACACAGGAUCUCGCAGUCAUGCACAAACCCUCUCUGUGUUUGGUGGAUGGAUGCUGCCCUCUGGAGGACAAGCUCUGCUCAGUAAGACAGGUGGCUGCUGUAAAACUGAUUCAGGUGGACUGCACACAUGAUGGGCAAAAUGCUCAUUAACCUCUACUGGUGUGAGGCCAUGCAUACAGCUUUGUUUUUGUUUUAUGAGAUUUCUGAUUAGCUCCAGCACACUGGAGAUGAAAGGUUUGUGGUGCUUUAGAACAAUAAAAUGUAGGGCCUGUUUUUCUGUAGAACGUAGUACCACUGAAACCUGGCUGCAGUGAGGCCUGUGGGUUAUCCAGAGUGCUGGCAACAUGCUUCUUGGAAAGUAAUAAUGUUGUUAAAUUGAUUAACUUACUUUAUUGUUCAAUGCUCUGAGUGAGAGCAUUCAGAGAUCGAUUUCUCAAAGCUGGUCAAAAGACCAAAAUGAUCUGUGGCUGCGUACCAUUAAAGAUAAGCGAGAAAACGUGUUUUUUUUCUGUGCACUCAAAGUCACAAUAGCUGUAUGCGCGCCCUGUCUCUGCCCACUAAUGUCUUUGCAGGUAUAGCUCGAAGCUGGAGGACGAAACCCAGCUCCGAGGCUAAAGCUCUGGCUUUUUAACGCCUCAGUGCACCCUCUUCACACACAUUUGAGAGCCCUUUCAAGUCAGAAUGACUCCCUGCUAAUGCCGUCACUAAAUCGGUGCCACGCAGGGGCAGCUUGAGCUUUCAGCAAGACGUGGCUGCGGCUCAGAGCUCAAUGGGUAAACAAAUACGAGGUCACCUUGACCAUUCCGGCACACAUGGAUGCAUCCAGAGGCAGGCAUGACACACACACACACACACACACACACACACACACACACACACACACAGACACACACAAGCACAUAAAGCACUCCAGAUAUGCAGAGAAUGGGAAUGUUUGUGUUGUUGUAUUUAACGUGUUUUGUGGAAGAAUCAUGUCUCAAAAGCAUCAUUUUGUAUUACGCCUGACUUAUGACAACAUGAGAUGAAUGCUUAAGUUUUUCUUUUCUUACUUUGCUUUAAAUUAAGUUUGAUUAUGACACUAAUGUGAGCGCUGCUUGUUUUUCAUUUGUUUUACUAGUAGUAAUGUCUCUUUCCUAUUGGAUGCACAACAGAGGAACUUUAAAUUAAUCACACUAACGAAUCUGCCAAAUGAAUAAAUGGAAAUGUACCAUGCAGCGUGCUAAUGCAUCAGUCUUUGGAGCUUGAAAUAAAAAAAAAACUGAA